CUCUCGCGUUUCCGGUUCCGCCGCCUCCGCGUCCGCUCGUUCUUCCCGUGGUUGAGGCGUCCUCGUCGACCUCUGCACUAUGUCCAGCGGCCUCCUGAAGGCGCUGCGCAGCGACUCCUACGUGGAGCUGAGCCAGUACCGGGACCAGCACUUCCGGGGUGACAAUGAAGAACAGGAAAAAUUACUGAAGAAAAGCUGUACAUUGUAUGUUGGAAAUCUUUCCUUUUAUACAACCGAAGAACAAAUCUAUGAACUCUUCAGCAAAAGUGGAGACAUAAAGAAAAUCAUUAUGGGCCUGGAUAAAAUGAAGAAAACAGCAUGUGGUUUCUGCUUUGUGGAAUACUACAUAAGAGCAGAUGCGGAAAACGCCAUGCGGUACAUAAACGGAACUCGUCUGGAUGACCGGAUCAUCCGCACGGACUGGGAUGCCGGCUUUAAGGAGGGCAGGCAGUAUGGCCGGGGACGGUCUGGAGGCCAGGUGCGAGAUGAGUAUCGACAGGACUAUGACGCUGGGAGAGGCGGCUAUGGAAAACUGGCCCAAAACCAGUGAGCAGAACCAUCAUGAAAAACUCACUCCUUGGCCUGCCGAGUUUGAUGUACAUUGCCUAAGGUCUGCAAACCUGCAUUUUUACAAAUAUUUGAUCAGUGUCUCUGCUGAGCCAGACACCACUUCAUGGCUUUCCUCUGAAAAUUAUUAAAGGACAGAAGCCAAAAGAAUGCCUUUAAUUCUAUAUUGGGCAUGUGUGAGGUUACCAGAAUGAUUUUCUUACCAGGUCAGAAAUCGUGUUCCUUGGCAACGGAGUAUAUAUAUGUUGAUUUAUCAGCCCAAACCACCACACGUCUUUUAGGAAAAUUGGAAAAAGUUUACAAUUUUGUUUACUCUGUUUGUGUACAAGCAGGUUCAUGUUCUACACAUUGGGGCCUGUAAUUACUAUUUUAAAAAAAUUUUAAGUUGCCUUGAGAUAAAGUUGAAUAAAUGGAGUUUUGUGAUAUU
Molecule: messenger RNA, 994 nt
Organism: Pipistrellus kuhlii (Kuhl's pipistrelle)
Lineage: Eukaryota; Metazoa; Chordata; Mammalia; Chiroptera; Vespertilionidae
Gene: NCBP2
Product: nuclear cap binding protein subunit 2
Exons: 4
Coding region: 80-550 (156 amino acids)
Biological process (GO): mRNA cis splicing, via spliceosome
Cellular component (GO): nuclear cap binding complex
Molecular function (GO): RNA cap binding
Source: RefSeq, a predicted model, not a curated record